UUCAACGCGUUGACAGGUCACAUGACCCGCCCGCCUCAAUCCCGAUGACAAGCACAAACCAACCCCUUGCCUCGGUCCUUUUACGGUCAUCUGCAUCCUCAUCGGCACCCGCCUCCUGAAGCCCUCGAAAACACAGCUGCGAGCCCACUCUCGUCAACCCUCCUACACGCUCCAAACAGUCAAAAGACAGCCAGCUUUCAGUCAUGUCGGUCACAUUCACAGAAGCUUGUCCCGUAUACAGCCCAUUUUUUGGUGCUAUGGGCUGCACUGCAGCUAUCGUCUUCACUUGCUUUGGCGCUGCAUAUGGAACGGCAAAGUCUGGAGUUGGAAUCUCGAUUAUGGGUGUGAUGAGGCCAGAGUUGAUCAUGAAGAACAUUGUGCCAGUCGUCAUGGCUGGUAUCAUUGCCAUCUACGGUCUGGUCGUGUCCGUGCUGGUUAGCGGUGGAUUGCAACAAAAAAUGUCCCUUUUCGCCGGUUUCAUACAGUUUGCCGCGGGAUUGAGUGUCGGAUUGAGCGGUCUCGCUGCUGGUUUCACCAUCGGUGUCGUUGGCGACGCAGGAGUCAGGGGUACCGCGCAACAGCCACGUCUCUUCGUCGGGAUGAUUUUGAUUCUCAUUUUCGCUGAAGUUUUGGGUCUUUACGGACUUAUCGUCGCCCUGAUUCUGAACACAAAGGCCGACCCAACCGCCGGAUGCGCAUAAGCUACUUCUACGACACUAGUGACAUCUAGACCCUUUUGCUGCAUAAGAAGAGGGCAUGUUUAUGGUGCGGGAGACAGACAGACGCCGUGAAUUUUUAAUGUGGGGGAAAUCAGAAAGCUCGUAAACACCUCCAAAAAAAUGAAUAUCUAUGUACAACCAGGAUCUGCACAAUCCAUCAUGAGUCUUGAGCGGUUUUGGAGAUGUUCUUAUCUGGAACC
Fimicolochytrium jonesii is the source of this 919-nucleotide messenger RNA. Its product is annotated as V-ATPase proteolipid subunit C-like domain-containing protein. The record is from RefSeq and is a predicted model, not a curated record. The transcript has 8 exons. Gene Ontology annotation, biological process: proton transmembrane transport. Bases 204 to 701 code for a protein of 165 amino acids. Gene Ontology annotation, cellular component: proton-transporting V-type ATPase, V0 domain. Gene Ontology annotation, molecular function: proton-transporting ATPase activity, rotational mechanism. Lineage: Eukaryota; Fungi; Chytridiomycota; Chytridiomycetes; Spizellomycetales; Powellomycetaceae.